Molecule: messenger RNA, 1498 nt
Organism: Dimorphilus gyrociliatus
Lineage: Eukaryota; Metazoa; Annelida; Polychaeta; Dinophilidae
Source: the annotation of a GenBank genome assembly
AAUGUCGAAUGAAAUACGAACGAUCGAUGUUUCUCAAUUAUCAGAAGCAGUAAAUAUUUUGUCCACAUUGCCUCAAAGUCAUCAGUCAGAAAAUGAAUAUCAACUGGAUGCUGAUAGACCAGAAUCUAUUAGCGAUCAACAAAUUAUCGUUUUGGACAACAAUUUUUUGAAGUUGAUGGAAGAAUCAACAAAUACAAAUGACUCAACAAGUGAACAAGUAGAAGCUGUUGAAAGUGUUGUAACUAUUGAAUCUACAAGUGAUCUUAAAAAUUUAGCUCGCAAACCUGAUAGAAAGAUUAGACCCGAUAAACCUUUACCCGUAACUCUUUUAGUACCAGCAAAAAAUAAUCGAAAAAAUUACUUUCAUGUUAAGAAACUUUACAUCGAUAAUUGCGAUAGCCGGGUGAACAUAACUGAAGACGAGGAUGAUACUACGAACAAUUUUUCAGGAUCAUAUUGCAUUCACUGUGACAAAUAUUUUGACGAAACGAAGAAGUGUACACAGCACUGCGUUAUGUUCAAGCAUGUUAAGGACACCCCAAUCCAGUGUAAAGCCCUGAUUACUCUUCCUAGUGUUCUAACAUAUAGUCCUCAAUAUGGGAUCCGCGCUCGAAUACCUUUAAAUGAAGGGACUAAAUUUGGUCCUUUGGAUGGAAGAAGAGAGCCUAGCUCUUCUAACAUUUAUGAAAACUCGCAUGUUUGGAAGGUAUUCACCGAUUCGUUUAAAUAUUUCUAUUUAGAUCUGAAUGAUGACCAACAAUCAAACUGGAUGAGAUAUCUUAAAAGAGCCAUAAGAUCAAGUGAAGUGAAUUUGAUAGCUUAUCAAGAGAAAGAAAACAUAUACAUGGUCACAAAAAGACGCAUUAAAAAAGACGAACAGUUAUUGUAUUGGUAUAGCGGUCGAUACGCUGAUCUUUUAGGUAUCUUUCAAACACCUGAAGAUAGCUAUCGGUGUACUUUGUGUCAGAAAAUCUUUGCCGACGAGUCGACUUUAAAAAAUCACACCAAAUAUAAACAUUCAAAUGGAUCUGGAAAGCUUGAAUGCCGAAUUUGUGGACUAAAAUGCGUUUCGCAAACAAGGCUCGACAUGCAUCUAAAUACGCACAAUGGAACGAAACCUUUUCAUUGUUCGGAAUGCGAUAAAACGUUCGGCGAUUUAAGUGAAAAAAAGCAUGUUUGCAAGGAGUGCGGAAAAGCUUUCCGUCAGAAAACUCACCUUAAAAGCCAUAGCCUUAUUCAUACGGGUGAGAGAAGGUUACAAUGCACUUUCUGCGGAAAAAGAUUUUCAAGAUAUUCUGACUUAAAAGUUCAUGAGAACAAACAUACGAGGUCAAAAAUUUUCAAAUGCCCGGUCCAAGGCUGCUCAUCCGAAUUUCUUCGAUCGUGGACGAGACGUGAUCAUAUGGCUAAACUACACGAAGAUGAAUAUGAUUGUAACUUUUGUGAUGAAAGAGUUAAUGACGGUGUUGAACAUUUGAAGAGUUGCAUAGGCGUAUAA